AACAAACAACGGAAUCUUAAACUCAUCACCCCUCACGAUAAUCUCUCUUGAGCCACCAUAACCAAACUUGAUCGAAAAACAUGACGAUGAGAACGUUGAAAGAAUUCCAGAUACUCGACGAGAAAUCAUUAGUAGAAUAUAUAAAAAGAACACCAUCUUUAUCUUCAAAACUAGGAAAUGAUGACAACAACAACUUGAUUAUCAAACAAGUUUGUGAUGGAAAUAUUAAUUUUGUUUACAUCAUUAUCUCCCCAUCAACUGGUUCUAUUGUCAUUAAACAGGCUAGGCCAUAUGUUCGUUGCGUAGGUGAAUCAUGGCCAGUGACUACGGAAAGAUCUUAUUUUGAAGCCACAGCUCUUAAACGUCAGCAUGGUUUGUCACCCAAACACGUUCCGGAGGUUUAUCACUUUGACAGAGAAUUGUCGGUGAUUGGUAUGCGAUACAUAGAGCCUCCACAUAUAAUCCUAAGGAAAGGGUUGAUCGUUGGGGUUGAGUAUCCCUUGUUAGCUGAACAUAUGGCAGAGUUUAUGGCUAACACUAUGUUUUACACCUCUCUUCUUUAUCUUACAACCACAGAACAUAAAAGUGCAGUGGCUGAAUUUUGUGCAAAUGUGGAGAUGUGCAGGCUGACCGAGCAACUUGUGUUUUCAGACCCUUACAAAAUCUCUCAACUUAAUCGUUGGACUACACCUUAUCUUGAUAGUGAUGUUGAGGCAGUUCAAAAUGACAAAAUACUAAAGCUGGAAGUUGCUGAGCUAAAGUCUAAGUUCUGCGAGAAUGCACAAGCAUUAAUUCAUGGCGAUCUCCAUACUAGUGCAGUCAUGGUUACUUGUGAAUCGACUCAAGUCAUUGAUCCAGAAUUUGCUUUCUAUGGGCCAAUGGGGUUUGAUGUUGGUGCUUUUCUUGGAAACUUGUUUUUGGCAUAUUUCUCUCAAGAUGGACAUGCUGAUGAAAGGAAUGACCGAAAAACAUAUAAAGCAUGGAUAAUAGAUACGAUAGUCGACACAUGGAAUUUCUUUAACAAAAAGUUUACCAAUCUUUGGGAUAUACACAAGGAGGGUCCUGGUGAGGCAUACCUUCAUGAAGUUUAUAAUGAUCUUGAGCUCCGGGAGCUUGUAAAACAGAAAUACAUGUAUGAUUCGUUUCACGAUUCCCUCGGAUUUGCUGCUGCCAAUAUGAUAUGGCGGAUUGUUGGGUUUUCUCAUGUUGAGGAUUAUGAGUCAAUCAUUGAUCUUGUAAAACGAGCAGAUUGUGAACGGCGGGCUCUUGACUUUGCCAAAACACUUAUGAAGAAACGAAGAACUUUCAACAAAAUUACUGAUGUUGUCUCUGCGGCUCAGUAACUACAUAUGCGAUGUGAUUGUUUUGCAAAUAUUAUGGCUCAUAGAACAACAUACUACACCUGUAUUCUUGGCUUGUUUGCUUAAUUCUGUACUACAUAGUUACCAAAUAGGAGCCUUGUACUGGCAUUGUAGUCAAAGUGUUAAAGUUUAGUUAUUAAACGUCUUUAUUUCAUCGCUGAUAAGCGAUAAGAUAUGUAUAAGGUGCGAUUAUUUUUUCUAACCAAUUUCAGUU
Messenger RNA from Erigeron canadensis, 1575 nucleotides. Its product is annotated as methylthioribose kinase-like. The transcript is spliced from 6 exons. The record is from RefSeq and is a predicted model, not a curated record. Gene Ontology annotation, molecular function: S-methyl-5-thioribose kinase activity. NCBI's taxonomy places the organism in Eukaryota, Viridiplantae, Streptophyta, Magnoliopsida, Asterales, Asteraceae. The coding region runs from base 81 to 1343 and encodes 420 amino acids.